Messenger RNA from Prunus armeniaca (apricot), 786 nucleotides. NCBI's taxonomy places the organism in Eukaryota, Viridiplantae, Streptophyta, Magnoliopsida, Rosales, Rosaceae. The record is from the annotation of a GenBank genome assembly.
AUGCCUCGUGUUGUGAAGAGAAAAUUUCAGAAAAUAAAGCCAGUUGUUGAGUACAAUAAAAGGGGGAAAGGAUGUGGCCCUGCACAUACUGAGAUGCAGUCCUACAUUGGUGUGUUGGCACGCUCCAGAGUCCCACUUGUGGACAAGAAAUGGGCUGAAAUCCCCAAGGAUAUAAAGGAGCAGAUUUGGGAAGCCGUUGACAUGGCUUUUGUGGUAGGUCAAGGGGACAAGAACACGGUGUUAUCUUCUGCUGCCAAGAAAUGGAAGGAUUUCAAGUCUACACUAACGAGGCAUUAUAUCCUUCCAUACAUCAAGGAGAGGGAGAAAUUAAGCCAACCCCCUGAAAUAUAUAAAUUCAUAGAGAAAGCAGAAUGGGAUGCCUUUGUAGCUUCAAGGUUAUCCAAAGAAUUUGAGUCUGUGCAUUCUCAACAUUCACAGAUUAGGGAGAAACUUGAGUACAAUCAUCGAUUGUCUCGAAAAGGAUAUGCUGGUUUGGAGGAUCAAUUGGAGGAAACCAUGCCUGGGGUAGAAAUUGAUCGAUCUACCUUAUGGAAGAAAGCUAGACAGGACAAACAUGGUAACAUCCCGGAUCCAAAGGUGGCAGAGAAAGCAAAAUUAAUUGAUGAAUUGCAAAAACGAGUCUCGGAAGGCAGUCUCAGUGUAUCUGGCAGCAAUGAUGUGUUGACCAUGGCUUUGGGUCCCGAGCAUCCAGGGAGAGUGAGAGGGGUAGGUGCUGGGAUUUCCCCUAGGCAGUACUUCAAUUUACCCAAACAACAGAGGGAUUAA